Messenger RNA from Hibiscus syriacus, 2169 nucleotides. RefSeq names its product proteoglycan 4-like. The record is from RefSeq and is a predicted model, not a curated record. The transcript has 2 exons. Bases 1 to 2151 code for a protein of 716 amino acids. Gene Ontology annotation, molecular function: calmodulin binding. NCBI's taxonomy places the organism in Eukaryota, Viridiplantae, Streptophyta, Magnoliopsida, Malvales, Malvaceae.
AUGGCAACCGCAAGCAAAGAAGCGAGCGCAUCGGUGAAAGGGAAGAGCGGAACUUCACCUACAAAUUCGAAGCCUUCUCCGAGAAAGCCCGCCUCUUCCUCUACACCUUCCGGUUCCACUGAAAAACAAUUGCCAAACUAUCUCAAGCCAACGAGAAGUUCACGCACUGAUGCUGCUGCUGCUGCCAAGGCUACAAAGAAACCUGCGACCGAAGACCCCUCCCAAAGCCCCAGUGUUAUCAGGAGAAGGUCACUUGAUAGGCCUCCGUCGGCUGCUCGAGCUCAGAAGGAACUUGAAUCUCCAGUUCGUCCUAAAACGGCAACAGCAGCAACAUCCUCGUCUCGUUCUUUGACUUCGAAACCUGGUGCUGCACCCAAGGCGCCCUUGGAGAGGGUUGCCAAAAAGCCAAAUGCUCCGACGAAAUCACAGGCAUCGACGGUGUCUUCGUCUAGGAGCUCGCACAAGUCUCCUACUACUACUAGUGCUACUAGCACUAAGACUAGGAGGGGACGAUCGACUCCUCCUUCGGCUUCAAAGAAACCUCCUAGCAGUCCUGAUAGAAAGGAAGCCCAGACUGUUGAAACCGAGCGUGAAAAUAAAGAAAAUUUGGGUCAUCAAGUUGAGCCCGAGCCUGAGACUGAGGAGGUUGUGAAAGAUGAACAAGGUGAAGUGGAUGAUACAGAAACACCAAAAACUGAUCAGGGUGAAGCAAAUGGCACCAGAACACCAAAAUCUGAUAGGGGUGAAGCGGAUGAUGCGAGAACACCAAAAUCUGAUAGGAGUCAAGCGGAUGAUGCGAGAACACCAAAAUCUGAUGGGGGUGAAGCGGAUGAUGCGAGAACACCAAAAUCUGAUGGGGGUGAAGCGGAUGAUGCUAGAACACCAAACGCUGGUCAAGAUGAAUUGAAUGAUGCCAUAGCACCAAAUGCUGAUCAAGGUGGAGCGUAUGAUGCCAUAGCACCAAACGCUGAUCAAGGUGAAGCGGAUGGUGCCAAUCUACCAAAAGCUGAAGAGAGUGGAACCGCGAAAGCCAAGGUCGUCGUGGAAGACGAAGAUUCUACUCAAGUCACAAGUGUUGUUGAUAGAGGAGGACAAGAUACCGAUGAUAUUUCUAGUGCAAUUUCGGAACAACAAAACGGAAGUAAUAUUUCUAGUGCAGUUUCGGAACAACGAAAUGAAGGAGAUAUUUCUAGUGCAGUUUCGAAACAACAAAAUGAACCUGAUAUUUCCAGUGCAGUGUCGGAACAACAAAAAGAACUCGAUGGUUCUAGUGCAGCUUCGGAACGACGAAAUGAACAUGAGCCUAUGCCUGACCCUGAACCUGAGCCUCAUACUGAAACAGUGAAAGAUAAGGUUGAGGAAGUAAAAUCUGAUCAUAUUCGGCAGCAUAAUGGUGGAGAUAAGGAGAAUCUAAUCCAAGAGGAAAUCAUUGAUGGUGAUAACCCCCAACAGGAAAAGGCUCAUCGUAAGGAUAGAGAGGCGACAACUGAAACCGAACAUGGGGUAGAGCAUGAUGUAACCGAAGAGGUGGGUUCCACUAAAGAAAUCGAAGAAAAAGAAGAACCUAGGCAGGAGGAGGACAAUGAAGUCAGCCUGCAGCAGAGGCUUGAAUUCAGUAUAGAAGAAACGGUUCAAGAAUUAGAUGCAAAGCAAAAGGCAGAGCCUGAGGCAGAAACAAAGACAGAGGUAAAGGCGGAAGCAAAGACAGAGCCAAAGACAGAGGUAAAGGAAAAGGCAGACACAGAGGCAGAGACGGUGAUAAUGGAAAAACAAAAGACAGAGGUAAAGGCAGAAGCCAAGGCAGUGGUAAAGGAAGUGCCAAAAACAGAGUUAAAGGCGGAAGCCAAGACAGUGGUAAAGGCAGAGCCAAAAACAGAGGUAAAGGCAGAACCAAAGACAGAGGCAAAGACAGUGGUAAAGGCAGAGGCAGACACAGUGGGAAAGACAGUAGUAAAGGUUAAGCCAAAGAAGGCAAAUAUUAUCGUCAAGAGCCAAGUACAAGGAACGAAGGUAUCUGCAACACCGUACAAUAAUGUGAUCGAAGAAACAGCCACUAAGCUAGUACAACAGAGGAGGAACAAAGUUCUCGCACUGGCUGGGGCAUUUCAAAAUGUCAUAGAUAAAGAAACUUCUAAAGCCAGAUCAACAUGAUUUUCCUCCAAAAUGGGU